CGACCGAGACAGCUUUUUAAAUUUGUACCAGAGACUGUUGUCAAAAGGCAGGACGGAGUAACGCUGCAGCCACUGAGCGACGAGUCUGGCGAUUAGUUUCAAGUUUUUAAAACAACUUUUAGAUUCGCAUGCACUAGAUGUCUUUUGUUUUAUCGCUGAAUCAAAGGUUUGAAAAUCGUUCGCGUGAGGUGGUUACCGUAGUUUUGAUUUGAAUUCACAAGUGUAUGGGAGCCAGCUAGCUUUCAGGGCUAAACUAUCGUCGGUUAACAAUAGUUUCAUAUUUGCAUACAUUAUCGAUAACUGCUUAAAGAGUUUUAAGCUUUUCUUUUAAAGACGCCGAAGAGCACUUAGAUCCGAAAUGAGUGCAGGUAUCGCGAAGCCGGCGAUUCCGUCGGCACAUGUCGACCCGAAAUCGGCUCCUCUGAAAGAAAUCCCAGAUGUCCUGGUUGAUCCACGCACCAUGAAGAGAUAUGCGAGGGGGAGAUUCCUCGGGAAAGGUGGUUUCGCCAAAUGCUACGAAAUCACAGAUCUGGAGACGAAGCAGGUUUUCGCCGGAAAAAUCGUGCCCAAGUCCCUGAUCCUAAAACAACACCAGAGGGAGAAAAUGACAUCUGAAAUCGCCAUUCACAAGAGUCUCAACCACGCAAACGUCGUGGGUUUCCACGGGUUUUUCGAAGAUGAAGACUUUGUCUUUGUUGUCCUGGAAAUCUGCAGGAGAAGGUCCUUGUUGGAGCUGCACAAGCGUCGUAAGGCUGUGACUGAGCCAGAGGCUCGCUACUACAUGACUCAACUGCUCAAGGGUGUCCUUUAUCUGCACAACAACAGAGUCAUCCACAGAGACCUGAAACUAGGAAACAUCUUCCUCAACGAUGACAUGGAGCUCAAGAUAGGGGACUUUGGUUUGGCCACUAAGAUCGAGUUUGAUGGCGAGAGGAAGAAGACCUUGUGUGGAACGCCCAACUACAUUGCACCUGAAGUGCUUUGUAAGAAAGGCCACAGCUAUGAAGUGGACAUCUGGUCGCUUGGGUGCAUUUUGUACACUUUGUUGGUGGGUAAGCCCCCAUUUGAGACCUCCUGUCUGAAGGAGACCUACAACCGCAUCAAGAAGAACAACUACACCAUCCCCUGGCACAUCAACCCGUUAGCGUCCGCUCUCAUCAAGCGCAUGCUGCAUGCCGAUCCCACCCAAAGGCCGACCAUCACAGAGCUGCAGACAGACGAGUACUUCACAACCGGCUACAUCCCCGUACGUCUGCCCACUACGUGCCUCACUGUGCCCCCACGAUUCUCCAUCGCCCCGUCCACAGCCCCGGACCAGAGACGCCCACUGACUGCUAUUAACAACAAAGGUGGUUCAGAGAAGAUGGACAUGAAGGACGAGCCCCAAAGGGAGCCUGAGCCAGCAGAGUGUCACCUGAAGGAACUGCUGCAGCAGCUCAACAGCAUCAUUGCUGCCAAGCCCUCUGAGAAGGCAGUCAUCUGCCAAGAAGAGGCAGAGGAUCCUGCAUGUAUUCCCAUCUUCUGGAUCAGCAAAUGGGUCGACUACUCAGACAAAUAUGGAUUAGGCUACCAGCUCUGCGACAACAGCGUGGGUGUGCUGUUCAACGACUACACACGGCUCAUGAUGUACACCGACGGAGACAGUCUGCAGUACAUUGACAAGACGGCAGCUGAAUCCUACCUCAGCGUGCGCUCGUUCCCUUCUGCUCUCAACAAGAAGAUAACGUUGCUGAAAUAUUUCCGCAACUACAUGAGCGAGCACCUGCUGAAGGCCGGUGCAAACAUGGCGCGGCGGGACGGAGACGAGCUGGCGCGACUGCCUUACCUCUCUCUGUGGUUCAGAACCAAGAGCGCCAUCGUCCUGCACCUCACCAACGGCACCGUUCAGAUCAACUUCUUCCAGGACCAUACCAAGCUGAUCCUGUGUCCGCUGAUGAAUGCAGUGACCUACAUCGACGAGAAGCGCGAGUUCCGCACGUACAAGAUGUCUCUGAUGGAGGAGUUCGGCUGCAGUAAGGAGCUGGCCAGCCGCCUUCGCUACGCCAAGCUCAUGGUGGAGAAACUGCUGGACAGCAAGACUUCCCCAGCCGCACAUUAGACCACCUUACGCCACAUCUUCAAUCACUCAGUCUUUAAUCAACGGCCACUUCCUGUCUGCCAGCCGCUCGGAUGACGCGGCAGACCCUGAAAUCCUCCUGUGUUUUAUUGAAGGGUCGCAGCGUGAUCUUCAAGGCUGUCCAAUGAUUGUUCUUCUCCUAUAUGUUGUACAUGAUUGUUGGAUUUGCGUCUCAACCACUGAUUUUAUCCUUUACUCCUGCUGUUGAUAGAAACUCAUGUUCUCCUCCCUUUUCUUGACUAAGAUUAAUCUUGACAAAUGCGUUCCUGCCGAUGUACUCGAAGACGGCUACAGACAAGUCGACCAUUUACCUUCGAAUGAGUCUUGGAGGAAAAGAUGGCUGUUAAAUGUUCAAGUUCAUGUUGAAGUUGAAACAUUCCUCCCAGAUUUCUCGCCGCUCGUUUGAUUGAGUUUGUUCACGUAUCAGUUGUGCUUUUAAACCUAAAGCCUAGUGGUCGUGUGUGUGUGUGUGUGUGUGUGUGUGUGUGUGUGUGUGUGUGUGUGUGGUGGGGAUUGAGACUCAGACUGGCUGUGUGGAUGGAAAAAGCUUCUCUGGUCUACUUCUCUAGUGUUGUCUGUUUUUAUCUGUGUUGUAUGUAGAGAAAUGGACCAUGUUAAUAUGUCUUCAUCAUGCACAUUCUUCCUGUAGUUACUUUUUACUCUUUUUAUAAGUCUAUUUUUAGAUGUCUUGUCUUUCUCAACAAGCUGUGCACACUUGUACAUACUGCUGAAUAUGCAUACCUGUUGUUGUAAAGAUGGUUUAAAUUUUACCCAAGUUUAAAUAAAGAUUCUCUUGAACUUGA
Cottoperca gobio is the source of this 2919-nucleotide messenger RNA. RefSeq names its product polo-like kinase 1 (Drosophila) (gene plk1). Lineage: Eukaryota; Metazoa; Chordata; Actinopteri; Perciformes; Bovichtidae. The transcript is spliced from 11 exons. The record is from RefSeq and is a predicted model, not a curated record. Gene Ontology annotation, biological process: mitotic spindle organization; protein phosphorylation. Gene Ontology annotation, molecular function: protein serine/threonine kinase activity; ATP binding; protein binding. Bases 359 to 2098 code for a protein of 579 amino acids. Gene Ontology annotation, cellular component: spindle pole; kinetochore; nucleus.